Grosmannia clavigera kw1407 is the source of this 513-nucleotide messenger RNA. Its product is annotated as 60S ribosomal protein. Gene Ontology annotation, molecular function: structural constituent of ribosome. Gene Ontology annotation, cellular component: mitochondrial large ribosomal subunit. The coding region runs from base 1 to 513 and encodes 170 amino acids. The record is from RefSeq and is a predicted model, not a curated record. The transcript has 3 exons. NCBI's taxonomy places the organism in Eukaryota, Fungi, Ascomycota, Sordariomycetes, Ophiostomatales, Ophiostomataceae.
AUGGCAUCGCCGGCAACCGGUUCUCCCUCGGGGUACAUUCAGCUCGCCAAGACACUGCCGCCACGGCUGCUGCAGUUUCUUGCGCGAUAUCCACCCGCCGCACUGCAGCCGACGACGACUUCGGGCGAUGCUGCAGCGCACACGUCGACGGGCUACCAGCAGGACACGCCCAAUCCUUUCAAGUCCAUGAAGCACCCGGUCACGGGCCGCUGGCACGACCCCGUCUACUCGCUCCGGCGACAGGCCGAGCUGGCCAAGAUGGCGCGGGACCACGGCGUGGCCGAGCUGCUGCCGGAGUCGAGCAAGAGCCCGGAGGAGCGGCUGCGACGGCGCAUCGAGCUGGGUGUGCGGGUCAAGGGCACCGGUGUCGGCCAGCGCGUCAAGGGCCACCAGCACGAGCGCCACCUCGUCGCCAAGAUGGAGGAACGGAGAAAGGCGAUGCUCAACAUGCCCAAGCUCAUCCGGGAAUGGAAACAGGUCGGAAAGAAGAACUGGACACGGUACCCCAGCUGA